UCCUCAAGGCCCUGUUAUAGCAUCACUGCCCAGUCCUUAUUACCACUUCGACAUAAACCAAGUCAUUCUGACUAAAAAUUUCAUUUUCACUCAGAAUAUCAUUAAAACGGCAAUCCAGAAAGAGAGCGGGAACGAGAAAGAAGCAUGGCAACUGGAACUAUGGAGGUCUUGCUUGUGAAUGCAAAGGGUCUUGGAGACACUGAUUUCAUUGGUGACAUGGAUCCUUAUGUACUGAUUCAAUUCAAAGGGCAAGAGUGUAAGAGCAUAGUAGCCAGAGGACAGGGCAGUAACCCAUCAUGGAACGAAAAAUUCAGCUUUAGGGCAGAGUAUCCAGGUUCUGGAGACAACUUCAAGCUCAUCCUCAAAAUUCUGGACAAGGACACUUUCUCGGCUGAUGAUUUCAUCGGCCAAGCUACGAUCUAUGUGGAGGAUUUAUUGGCAUUAGGAGCUGAGAAUGGAGCUGCUGAAUUACAUACUCGCAAAUACAGUGUCAUCAGCGCGGACCAAACUUAUCGAGGAGAGAUUCAAGUUGGUGUAACUUUCACCAUCAAGGGAGAAGCGAAAAAUGAUGGAGGAAAGUUCGGAGGAUGGAGGGAAAGCAAUUUCUAGUUUUCCUUUGUUAACAAUGAAAUUUCCUUUCUCCUCGUUUUCGGUGUCUAGUAGCUAGUGACAUUUCGUUGGAGUCAUUAAUAAUGCAAUUGUUUUUUAAUUAAAUUAAAAAAAAAUUAGUUGUAUUGUCA
This is a messenger RNA of Humulus lupulus (European hop), 740 nucleotides long. Its product is annotated as 16 kDa phloem protein 1-like. The transcript is spliced from 5 exons. The record is from RefSeq and is a predicted model, not a curated record. Lineage: Eukaryota; Viridiplantae; Streptophyta; Magnoliopsida; Rosales; Cannabaceae. The coding region runs from base 145 to 609 and encodes 154 amino acids.